Leishmania braziliensis MHOM/BR/75/M2904 is the source of this 1158-nucleotide messenger RNA. RefSeq lists its product as hypothetical. The record is from RefSeq and is a predicted model, not a curated record. The transcript has a single exon. Bases 1 to 1158 code for a protein of 385 amino acids. Gene Ontology annotation, molecular function: Hsp70 protein binding. Lineage: Eukaryota; Euglenozoa; Kinetoplastea; Trypanosomatida; Trypanosomatidae.
AUGCCUCUCUACAGUGAUGCUGAUGUGUCGGGGCUGAGGCGCAUUCUGGAAGCGCUGAGCCGUCAGCCUGGCGACAUUCAUCUUUCUGAGCUUGCUGAACUCAAGGCGUGGGCGACAGCAGCUGGGGCCUCUUUUCCUGCAGCUGCCGUCCCUACGGUCCCGGUUGAGGCGGCCACACUCGAGCAAGAUGACAAGAGUGACUCCGAUGAGGAGCAUUGGACGCUGGUUGAUGAGGAUCCGGAGGAGAUCCCUGCGAAGUACAGCGAGCCGUCGGAUGCAGACGUCGAUGCUGCCGUCUCCGCAAAGGGUGAGGCCGUGGAGCUGCACGCCGACGGCAAGCUGGCGGAGGCGAUCACUAAAAUGAGCGAGGCGUUGGCGCACAACCCCAGCAACGCCAUGUACUGGGGGUUACGCGCACUGUACCAUCUCGAAUUUAACAAGCCACGCGCAGCCCUGCACGAUGCCAACAAGACCCUCGAGCUCAACUCGCAAAACGUGCGCGCGUUGCGUGUGCGCGGCACCGUAAACCGCCACCUCGGUCACUGGGAGGACUCUCUGAAGGAUCUCAGCGCUGCUCAAGCGAUCGACUACGAUGAAAAGACCAACGAAACGCUCAAGUUUGUCCAGUUCCGUGCCAUGCAGCGCCACAAGCGGGAGCUGGCACGGCAGCACGCUGAGGAAGCUGCGGUUGCGAGGCGGCAAGAGGAGCUGCGCCGUCAGCGCCAGAGGGAGGCGGCCGAGGAGGCUGCAGCGACUGCAGAAGCGCAGGCGGCAUCGGGUGGUAUGCCCGGUGGCAUGCCCGGAGGGUUCCCUGGUGGCAUGCCUGGCGGGUUCCCUGGUGGCAUGCCUGGCGGGAUGCCGCCCGGUAUGGAGUCCGUCCUUCAGGAUCCCGAUAUCAUCGCUGCCAUGCAGGACCCCGAGGUGGCGCCGAAACUGACUCAGAUGAUGCAGAACCCCAUGGCCGCGAUGAGCAUGAUGAAUGACCCCAAGGUGGGUCCUGUCAUGCAGAAGAUCAUGGCGAAGAUGAUGGGUGGCGGUGGUAUGCCAGGCGGCAUGGGUGGUAUGGGUGGCUUUCCGGGCGCUAGCGGCAUGCCUCCUCGCGGUGGUGCUGCUUCUGGCGGCACGUCUCGUUCUACUACGAAGGACGAUCUCGACUGA